Histoplasma capsulatum G186AR is the source of this 366-nucleotide messenger RNA. RefSeq lists its product as uncharacterized. The record is from RefSeq and is a predicted model, not a curated record. Lineage: Eukaryota; Fungi; Ascomycota; Eurotiomycetes; Onygenales; Ajellomycetaceae. The transcript has a single exon. The coding region runs from base 1 to 366 and encodes 121 amino acids.
AUGCUCCUAGCUACAGAGGAAAUCAAGGCAACGAAUAUGUGGCGACGUUCUCCGCGAAUGGAGAUUGGGACCUGCAAGCUGCAACGCCCCGUGGUUUUACCUCUGCGCGACCCUGAAGCACUUGCAUCUGUGGUAGGCUCUUCCGAAGCUAACACGCUUCGGCCAGAACGAUCAUUGAUCAACGGAGAGAUUGUCAAGGAUCUCUGGCAAAACUUGACGAAUCAAAAGAGUACGAACCAUUGGCCCUUGGAGCGCCAAUCAUUUUUGGCUGGGGGAUCCCCUGCCAGACUCUGGGGGGAAAUUGGACACCAAAAUCCUGAUGAAACUCUUCGGAGAGAAGCUCCUCUUCUUUUGCAAAUUACAUAG